Messenger RNA from Castor canadensis (American beaver), 237 nucleotides. It is a transcript of the gene Sfta2, whose product is annotated as surfactant associated 2. The record is from RefSeq and is a predicted model, not a curated record. Lineage: Eukaryota; Metazoa; Chordata; Mammalia; Rodentia; Castoridae.
AUGGGGUCCACGCUGCCCCUCUUCUUCCUCCUGGUCUUCCUUGGCAGUUCACAGGCAACAGGACCAAGUGUGACUUUGCAAGUGAAGGUGAAAGAGACUUUCAGACCAGGGGUCUCCCAUGGCUCCAGCUUCCCGGAAUUGCUCAGAAAGGUCUGCCUCCUCCUCCACCUCCCGCCAGGGACCAAAAUUACCCUCCAUCAUAAAGGACCUUCACACCACCUCAUCUGCAAAGCCUAA